Messenger RNA from Orycteropus afer afer, 1332 nucleotides. RefSeq names its product DNA polymerase delta 3, accessory subunit (gene POLD3). The record is from RefSeq and is a predicted model, not a curated record. Gene Ontology annotation, cellular component: nucleus; delta DNA polymerase complex. The transcript is spliced from 12 exons. The coding region runs from base 52 to 1332 and encodes 426 amino acids. Gene Ontology annotation, biological process: nucleotide-excision repair, DNA gap filling; DNA strand elongation involved in DNA replication; DNA replication. Gene Ontology annotation, molecular function: DNA-directed DNA polymerase activity. NCBI's taxonomy places the organism in Eukaryota, Metazoa, Chordata, Mammalia, Tubulidentata, Orycteropodidae.
UACAAAUGGCUGAGCUAUACACUAGGAGUUCAUGUUAACCAGGCCAAACAGAUGUUGUAUGAUUAUGUUGAAAGGAAGCGAAAAGAAAAUUCAGGAGCCCAACUACACGUUACCUAUUUGGUGUCCGGCAGUCUCAUUCAGAAUGGAUAUUCUUGCCACAAGGUUGCAGUAGUGAGAGAAGAUAAGUUGGAAGCAGUGAAGUCCAAGCUAGCUGUGACUGCCAGCAUCCAUGUGUACAGCAUCCAGAAAGCCAUGCUAAAGGACAGUGGGCCUCUGUUCAAUACCGACUAUGACAUCCUUAAAAGCAACUUGCAGAACUGCAGCAAGUUUAGUGCCAUACAGUGUGCAGCUGCAGUCUUUAGGGAGCCCACUGAAUUCUCAUCUUCUGAAAAGCUUGAGCAGUCAAAUCUUCAGGUAUCAAGUGAGACAGAAGCCAGUAAUGGGUUGACCACCAAUGGUCAUGGCCCACCUGCCUCCAAACAGGUCUCCCAGCAGCCCAGAGGAAUUAUGGGAAUGUUGGCUGCCAAAGCUGCUUCUAAAACUCAAGAUACUAACAAGGAAAGCAAAACAGAGGCUAAAGAGCUUUCUAAUGCAUCUUCAGCAGGCAGCAAGGCACCAGGGAAAGGGAAUGUGAUGAGCAAUUUUUUUGGAAAAGCUGCUAUGAAUAAACUUAAAGUCAAUUUGGAUUCAGAACAAGCAGUGAAAGAAGAAAAAAUAGUGGAGCAACCUCCAGUGCCUGUCACUGAACCAAAACUGGCAGCUCCUACAGGCCUUAAAAAAUCCAACAAAAAAGCAGAGCCUGUUAAGAUGCAGCAGAAGGAAAAAAAAAGGGGGAAGCGAAUGGAGAUACCUGAUGAUGAGACAAAAGAAACUGAAAACAUGAAGAAAAAGAGGAGACGAAUCAAGCCUCCUGAGUCUGAUAGCAGUGAAGAUGAAGUCAUACCAGACUCUCCUGGGAUGUAUGAAGCUGAGUCACCAUCCCCACCUCCUCCUGCUUCUCCAACUCCUGAACCAGUGCCAAAGGCGGAGCCAGAGCCUCCUUCCACCAAGGGCCCAAGUGGAGAAAACAAAAGAAAACGAAAGCGUGUACUGAAAUCUAAAACUUACGUGGAUGAGGAAGGCUGCAUAGUGACUGAGAAAGUCUAUGAGAGUGAAUCCUGCACAGAUAGUGAAGAGGAGUUUAAGGCGAAGACAUCCUCUGUGCACAGACCACCUGCCAUGACUGUGAAAAAAGAACCUAAAGAAGAACGAAAGGGUCCCAAGAAAGGGACUGCUGCUGUGGGCAAAGCCAACAGACAAGUGUCCAUUACUGGCUUCUUCCAGAGGAAAUAA